Messenger RNA from Aedes aegypti (yellow fever mosquito), 378 nucleotides. RefSeq names its product putative protein TPRXL. NCBI's taxonomy places the organism in Eukaryota, Metazoa, Arthropoda, Insecta, Diptera, Culicidae. The record is from RefSeq and is a predicted model, not a curated record. The transcript has 2 exons. Bases 1 to 378 code for a protein of 125 amino acids.
AUGCCUCGCUGUUUGAUGGCAAAGAAGUGGAAGGCCUAUCCGUGGCCCGACCGGGUCGAAGAGUCUCCAGCAUCCCCUUCACCGCCACCUCCGCCGCAGGUCGUGGUCGAAGUCCUCGAGGAAGACGAAGAAAUCGACGUCGUAGGAGAUUCGCCGGCGGCUGCUGCUUCCAAGACUUCCUCCAGUCCAACUCAGUCGCCUUCGUCAUCUUCGUCGUCAUCUUCUUCUUCGGCGACUACAACCGGAACUAGUGGUGCCACCUGUUGGGGUCCCUCCUCACCCACGGCAGGCGCUACAGCGCCCAGUCCUCCUCCGCACUCUCCGGAAGCGGCCACCCGGGAUGCGUCCUCGACCAUGCUCUACAACGAAAAUAUUUAA